Molecule: messenger RNA, 162 nt
Organism: Schizophyllum commune H4-8
Lineage: Eukaryota; Fungi; Basidiomycota; Agaricomycetes; Agaricales; Schizophyllaceae
Exons: 1
Source: RefSeq, a predicted model, not a curated record
UAUCCCCGCGCCCGCGGCCUUGGCGGGUCUACAGUGCACAACGCCGUCGUCAACGUCGUCGGCAACCUGCGUCGUGACUUCGCGGACUUUGAGAAGAUGUUCGGAAGUUCUUGGUCUCUCGAAAGCAUCUGGGAGUACUUCAAGCUUAUCGAGAGGAACCUC